This is a messenger RNA of Branchiostoma floridae (Florida lancelet), 11366 nucleotides long. RefSeq lists its product as uncharacterized. Gene Ontology annotation, molecular function: protein binding. Bases 102 to 10904 code for a protein of 3600 amino acids. NCBI's taxonomy places the organism in Eukaryota, Metazoa, Chordata, Leptocardii, Amphioxiformes, Branchiostomatidae. The transcript is spliced from 56 exons. The record is from RefSeq and is a predicted model, not a curated record.
UCGGCCGGGAUGCUUGUGACUACGCUCACGCAUUCGUAGUUUAAACUUUAAUAGCUAUUCAGCAGAUGUACUUAGUCUAGUGAAGGUGGACUGUCACAAAGAUGUCCUGUUCCGGAGUUGUGGCAUGGUUAGGGUUAAUUCUCCUAAUCUGUGUGGACGUUACAUUGUCGGAGAGUCGCUGCGACUGGCAUUGGAAUGGCUGGAGCACCUGUAACGCCCCUUGUGGGACCGCGGGAACGCAGACACGCACGGCUAGCGGCUGCGCCGCCCCGGGCGAUGAAACACGGACCUGCCACCGCUUCUGCCGCAAGGACAGGGCGACGCCUCGGACUACAUCAUAUGCAUGCUCGUGUUCAGAUGAAUUUUUGGAUACAUGUUCUUGUUGUGAUACCUGCACUGCAUGGUUGCAAGUAUUUGCGACCGUUAAAGGGACAGGACAAGCGGCCUUCAGUGCAUGGAGUGCUGGAGCUGGUGCAAACGUCUUACACGAAAAAAGUCCUAUGGUUGAGCAGUGGGGAUCACUUCCCAUCAAACGGGUGAAGAUUGUACUGGAAGCCUCUACUGGAGAUGUGGAGUUGAUAUUCAAUGGAGAAAACACAAACAAGUACAACUGGUUCACCAGGGCUCGUCUGCUCUCGUCCCCGUGGAGUGACAUCAAUUCUCAGCCUAAAAACUUCUUUUCGAUUGCAGGAGACAGUGGAAAUCAACGAAGAUUUUUCAUAAGUCGGAGCUACGACAGCUGUCCCCGGGACUAUGGUUGGAUGGUGGUGGCCGAAAGAGGAGGGGGGUGUGGAUGGGAACACAUGACGUCCGGGAACCAGCCACCGAAGAUAUUGUUUUCUAGGACAACUCGACACACCAACUGGAACGCUGGAAAUGUCGGAAGGGCCGAUCGCAUGGUCAUUUACAUCAGAAUGCCAUGCAACCUCAUAACUAAUUGUGAGCGGCUGAUCUGCACCAACAUGACCAACCAACAGUGUAACCGGUGUGAGUACGACAGAGGAGCGGAGAUCAAGGCGUAUCACCUGGUUACCGCAGAAGGCUAUCCUAAUAGAGUCUGUGAACAACGAUGCUCAUGGAGACCUGACAGCAAGUUUUGUUAUCCCGGCUCCUGUCCCAAUAUACCCUCCAACUGCACAUGCGCACCUGGCUUCGGCGGGAACAACUGUCUGACAAUUUCAUCACUGCCGUCAAUUAUGCAUUGCCUAGCAAAGCUGAUGCGAGUUGUCAAUGGCACGGAGAAGGACACAACGGAAGCUGAAUGUCGUGGGGUAACUGCGCCCUCUACCGUGUUUGUCGGGAGACACAUCGCCUACAAUAGACUCCAGAUGACGUGGGACAGCAGCUGGAUAGGACCAUCUGCCGAGGACUGGCCGAGGCCGUACUAUAUCAACGACUUCAAAGUUGGCAUCAUUUCAGCAAAUUCAAGCUGGAGACUUCUGAGAGGUGGGACGGAGUUACAGUCGGGAAGAAUCGUGUGCAACAUCGGACACAACCGAGAUGAUCCGGAUACAAACCUACAUGACUGCGUGAAUCAUGACGACUUGGUCCUUCCGACACUCCAACAUGGCGACAGAAUAGAGUUCAAAGUUCAGGCCAACAACGGUGGAUAUGUCGUCAUCAAUAACUACGACCGUUCGGACGGGGUAGUGACCCAGAACCCUCGUCUGUACUACCGAGGGACAGAGGUCAUCCACACAGCCCAUUUCACCUAUGACCUUAUUGACCCGGUUCACUGCUCUGUUGCCGGUAAUUGUUCUUCCAAACCUGUCGAGAUCGGUCCUCCGUUCACCAAAAACGGACAAAUCCAGAUGAGAUGGUCCGGCUGGAGUGACGAAGGUUCGGGACUGGGCCUGUAUGAGUACGAGGUGUACAAACUCCAGCCGUACGGAGACGUGCUGGGCAUGAGAUCUGUGACUCCCUUCGCGACUGGAUCUCUCAACGCAUCGGAGGGAGCUGGCAUGGUCGAAGUGACACUGGAUGUCCCAGGUACAUAUUGCUUUUUCCUGACGGUUGACGACGUUGCUGGGAACUACCAGCGCGCUAGAAGGUUCCUGAUCUAUGACGACGUCAACAACGUGACGGUGGACGCGCACUACCCACUGUGGGCUGACAGCGCAGGAGCGAACACAAGUCACCUCUGGCAAACAGACCUACAGGACUCCCUGGGAACAGGGACAAAGGUUUCUCUCCAAUGGCCUGGACGAUACCGAAAUCUGUUCCAUGAUCAACACAAACUCCUUGCCGCCAUAGAGCAAUACGAUCCUGCGAUUCCCGAUGGAUAUGAGGAGGUCAACGGUCUUCCUCCAGAAGAAAGAUCCUUGCAGGCCAUUCCCAACAUUUAUGGUAUCACCAAAAUUGAGACUGCUUUCGCCGUGGAUCACGCCGGCGGGCGGACCAUUACGACCCCUCCAAACAAUUGGACCAUGCUGCACGAUGUUACCGUCGAGAGGGCUGAUCUAGAUAUUCCCAGACGAGACGGCGACUCCAUUCGACUCUGGGUACAAGCCUAUGACGUCAUCGGAAACUUUGUGCAAGAAGAGGUCAUAGUUCACGUGGAUUCCAGCCCACCUGUGGUGGAGAACUUCUGGCUCAACAGACACGGUGUACCAUCGCUGGCGGUUCACCACUCUUCCGAUCUGUUCACAAUGAGGUUUGAAUUUGAGGCAUUUGAUGACCACAGCGGUCUGCACAGCAUUCGUUGGAAGCUACAAGACUUCCUAAAUGGUUCCACAGUGCACGGGGAGGGGCAAGUAGCUGUCAGAAGACCCUCUGCCCUAUAUCCUGAGUGCGAUCCGCCACACUGCACCUGCAUUCCCAAGGACAACGAGUGCUACUUCCGUAACUACGAGAUUGUGCCCGAUCUCAACAAGAUGGACAUUCCAGUCGGGUCACAUGAUCAUGAUUACGUCUUUGUUGUCACGGCAACCAACAAUGCCAUGCUAAUGACGACAGUAACAUUUCAGGUGACUGUGGAUGAGAGUCCACCAACGACUGGACACGUUCAAGACGCGCUACCAGGACAGAGGGACCUGGACUUCCAACAGGACCUACAGCUGCACGCCUGGUGGGACGGCUUCUUCGAUCGGGAGAGCGGCGUACAGUUCUACCAGUACGCCUUCGCUAACAGGUGUCUGGGGCAGGACGAGUUCGGCAUCCCUCGGCCACAGCAUGUGCACAAUACGACUGAUAAGUUUGGUACGUGGACUGCACCUGUAGCUGGUACGUACUUCUGUACCGUCGUGGCUUACAAUCCAGCCCUCACACCAUCUUCGCCUGUCUGCUCUGACGGUAUCACUGUGGAUAUCUCUCCGCCUUCCGUUCGUCACAUCAAGAUCUCGGGAUUUCGCGCGAGACCUGGGAUGGUGAUCGACUCUGAAGAAAAGGUUUGGAUCGUGGAUGAAAACGGUGAACGAGAGAUUGUGAUUGACCCACCAGAAAGUUGUAGGAAUGCCAGCAGAAGAGUUGACGAUAUAGAACUGUUGCCAAUUGCCGAACCUCCGUACGGACGUAACACUACGUCACUUAACUGCACACAGCUUGGACCACUCCCUGAAGUGGGCUACUUACCAGUAGAGAAUCACUUACACAUCCAAUGGGACGGCUGGGAUGACGAAAGUGGCAUAGCUGACUAUGAGGUUGGCCUUGCCAGUACCAGGUCAGCUUCGGUCUCUCCUGAUAUGCACACUUUCGUAUCUACCAAGUCCCACACGGAGCUUAUCCUGCAUCACCCAAACCUGGCGCAAGGGGCGCUGUUUUACAUCGUCAUCCGGGCAACAAAUAGGGCUCUUCUUUCUGCUUUGAAGGUAUUUGGUCCCAUAACUGUUGACGUCACACCGCCAGUGAUUGAAACAUCUGUCAACGUGACUCACGCUACAUCAAACAAUGAAGACUUCCUAGUAGCAACGUGGUCCGAAGGCUCAAUCUACGACCCUGAAGACACAGCGAAACUAGAACUGGAAGCAGCGGUUGGUCAUCUUUCGGGGUCUGCCGAACUGUUUACAUUUUCACCUGUCGAGUCAAGCACUCUUUGCCCCACUACGACUCCGCCAUCUUGCGUGAGCCUUCCCGUCAGCAAUUUCGAGUGGCAUCUCCAUGGUAACCAUGUCUAUUACGUCACGGUGAGGGUAACCAACUCUGCCGGUCUGACGUCAUCUGUGACGUCGAUGCCUUAUCACCAUAAUGUUGAGCUGCCGUCCGUGGGAGUAGUAUUUGAGUUGGCAGAGUCAAGUGCGACAGAUGCACUGCAGAACCCUCCUGACAUAGAUCACCAAACCAGCCAAUCAGAGAUCAGAUGUCGAUGGUUCGGCUUCGCGCAUGCCUACCAGGACAUCAGCUAUUUGGCCGGUGUUGGCAGUGCUCCUGGUUUGGAUGACGUGGUGCCUCUGGAGUUCAUUGGAUCAUCUACGUCACACGUCUUCACUGGACUUAAUCUUGCACAUUUCCAGUGGUUUCACGUCACCGUUGUAGCGAGAACAGAGUCCGGGGAAGUGAACUCCACGUCAGACGGGGUGGCGGUGCUACCGUUGGAUGGAGAGUUAGUUGGAGCCAGAGUAUAUGAUGGAUCCUGCUAUUCUCCCAAUCUGUUCAACGAGUCACAAUUCACACAUGCGUCGGUGCCAUUUCCUGGGUCAUGUGCAGACGACAUCAACUUCCAAGUGUCAACGACAACCUUGCAUACGUUUUGGAGCGUUCCGGGGUCAACCGGAGAGUUCGUGACGUCCGUCCGAUGGUCUUUGGAGAGAGAGCAGUCGCUUGGAGGAUCUAACAUAACAUGGGAGGUUGUACGAACGCUUCAAGGCGUCCCAAACAACGGCUUCCAUGUAGCUACAGAGUUACAGCUGUCGCCAGGUGCACGGUACCGUGCGUCUCUACACUUCUGCCACCAGGCCGGCUGCUUCAAACCUGUUGCAUCCGAUGGAUUCUGGGUAAUACCGGAACCACCUGUGCCGAACGAAAUACAAAGUAUAGAGUAUAACGAAUUAAACUUGUCGCUCGCUUUUUCUUGGAGAGAAUUUGUCACUAGAGAGCUGAUUGGAAACGAGAUACUGCAAACAAUGGCUAUGGAUAUCUACGAGUGGACACUCUCUGUGACAAGGAGGGAAAAUUCGGCACUGGGCACCAUCUUGUAUCCAUGGCAGCCAGUCAUAGACUUGAGAAGAUCAGGACAGGAUAUCCAGAUAACAGCUACUGUAAACCUCCCCAACCGUAUGGACUUCACCACAUGUAUAAAACUCCUUCUGCGCGGAAAGAACAAGGCGGGGCUUUACUCCGUGACGUCACGGGAAAUUUACGACUGUGACGAUCCUGGGUCCAUCAGUGUCCGGGAUCCGGUUGUCUUUGACGCUGUUCCAGACUUCAACGCAACAUUGGCUGUACACAGUGGCAUCUCUUUGUCCACAAACGAGUUUUGGACAGUCCCAGAUGAAGACUUCACCCGUUCCGAGGAUACCCUCUCCGCUGUCUGGCCAGCCUUGAGACACGGACAUUACUAUUGGAAGGUUCUCUCCGGGGAUGCCAUUGAGCGCUGGUCGUACCAUAGACACGAGAAUGAGCUCAACUAUCACUCCUUCCGCUGCGAUGAACCGGAAAGCCUCAAAUGUGGUCAAACUAAGGACAACUUUGUCAACGUCAGAGGACUAGAGCUACAGUAUGGCCAUUGUUACUUUGUCUGCAUUUUUGCCGAAGAAACUACGUUGGUGUAUGAAACGUUUGAACAGGUGGCAGAGGAAGUUUCCGUUUGUUCAAAUGGAGUCGUUGUGGACCAUGACCAACCAGUUCCUGGAGAAGUACAUAUUGGAUGGGGGAAUGAAAAGUACCAAACGUCCACUACAGAGUUGCCCAUUAUCUGGGAGUCCUUCAGAGAUGUGGAAGUACACGGAAACACAGGCCAUCACCACACGGGGGUAAUGAAGUACGAGUAUGCCAUAGGGACCUCGCCAGGUUUGAUGGAUGUCCGUCAGUACGUGGAUGCCGGACUGACCAAUCACGCUGUCGCUCGUGGAUUAUUGCUUCAGAGUGGGCACACGUACUACGUCACUGUUAGAGCUACUGAUCACGUUGGUCUUCAAACAAUUGCAACGUCAGCAGGUAUAACGAUCGACACGACGCCACCUUCUAUCACAGACACUCGUAUUGACGUGGGAGGGCGUUACCUGCUGUCUAAAGACGUCGUUUCAGUCAACUGGGAGGGGCUUUUCUUUGAUCUGCAGAGUGGAGUAAAGGAGUACGCGUGGUGUAUUGGAUCACAGCCAGGGCAUGAUGACGUCAUACCGUACCUUGACGUCGGCCCAGAGGAGCAGGCUUCAUCCGAUCCCGGCAGCAGCCUAGGGCUUCAUGAGGGGUACACCUACUUUGUGACAGUCAAGGCUACCAAUGGGGCCGGACUGGUGACUACAGCGUCGUCUUGGGGAUUUGUAGUUGAGGCAUCGCCACCUUUGCCUGGUUUUGUGCACGACGGAGGAGAGGAUGACAUCGAUUAUCAGCACGACCUGUCUACCGUUACCGUCACGUGGGGAGGUUUCAGCGAACCUCACACUGACAUCCUGGAGUACUCGUGGAUGAUUGGCACCUGCUCGGGAUGUGAUGACGUCAUGGAAGAACAACAUGUCGGACUCAUGGCUGAGGGCAGCGCUACCGACCUAGACCUACAGCCGGGGAUUAGGUACAUCGUGACGGUGACAGCCUGUAACGUGGCAUACCUCUGUACCACCGUCAGCUCAGACGGGGUCAUCCCGGACACCUCGCCUCCUCUGGCCGGAGCAGUCCUCGACGGGACCAGCGAUGGAGACAUACGAUACCAAGCAUCCAGGACAACAGUACGGGCGCACUGGUUCAAUUUCCACGACCCCCAUAUCGGGAUUUCCCAUUACGAGUGGAGGGCUGGCACGGGCAGAGGCUCAGGAGACAUUUUUCCGUCUCAUCGACUGCAUCUCACCGAGCAGGCGUUCGCAUCUGGACUAGACCCUCCACUACCACUGGGAAUCCCAUUGUUCGUGACGGUCAGGGCCUACAAUAAAGCAGGUCUAUGGGCUGAGAGAUCAUCAAAUGGGUUCAUCGUAGACAACUCCCCACCAUCGGUCGUUACCGAUCCAACAAUUGACUCCACGGUCGGCUCUGGCACUCAGGUUUGGAGAGACACCUUGCGGGCAACGUGGGAUUUUGUAGACCAUGAGAGCCCACUGCAGCACCACACAGUAACCCUGUACACCCAUCAUCAGUCGGACCUGACUACAGAACCCGUCCGGCUACCGGGAGACGCCGACGGCCACACCUUCUCCAACCUGACGCUACACGACGGAGACACGUACUACGUCAAAGUUACGGCUUGUAAUGCUGCCAUGUUGUGUACAACAAGGGAGUCCCCAGGACAAAUGGUGGACUCAUCGCCUCCUACAGUCGGUACGUUUGCAGUGGCCACUGAUCACGUGGUAGAUCUCGGGCGUCCCGUUGACGGGGAGAUGACGUACUGGCAAACCGACGGUUCUAUCGGACCGCACCUUCGUCUGGCUUGGCUGGGGUUUGUGGAUUCUCACAGCGGCGUAGACCACUACCUGGUCACAGUUGGGACGUCUUAUAGCGGCACGGAUUUAACUCCGGCUGGACCUAUAAGGAUCAACCAUACAACGACCAAUGGAUCUUCGACCGAGGGCCAGGUUCAGCUGGGAACUGUACCGGUAGGCAGGGACUUGAUACCAGGCGAAAGGAUCUAUGUCUCAUUGUGGGCAGUUAAUGCGGUUGGAUUAAACGGUGACGUUGCGCAUGCGACUUUUGAAACAGUCCCCUCCAACCCAAGGAGUGGAGUUCUCGACUUAGUGCGCAGGUGCCUGGGUCAGUCUUGCCAAGGUCACUGCACUUGCGCACCGGGCAACCAGAAAUGUCAACCAUCCGGCAUGACCUGUAAUGUCGUCACUGGUAUGGUAUCAGUUGACUGUAACAAAUUGCCUUUUGUGUGCCUGAGCGUUUGCAUGGAACUUGACAACAUGUUUUUAGAUGAAUGCAACCCGCUGACAUGCUUAUGGGUUACCUUCAGGUUACUGUAUAUGCGAAGUGUUAUCGCAUACAAUUAUUGUCUUAUAUCUUGUCAUACAGGGUACUCACAAUGUGCAUUAGUUGAAGUAUUUGACACGAUGAAUCUUGAAACAAUGGUACCGGAAAACCAAGAUGUCAACUUUACCAGAUCAUCGACUACUCUUGCUGCAACGUGGAAGGCAGAACAGAACGGCAAGAUUCCUGUGAAAAGGUACGAGUGGAGUGCAGGUCUUGCCGGAGAUGCUGUUGGAAGUCACGUGUUCGACACUAGUACCGACCGGAUAUGGCAUGACGUCGGCAAACGGACAUCCGCAAUUCUUACGUUACCAAAAGACGGAACCUACGCUUCUUUGCAGCCACGUGUCACGUACGUUUGGUAUGUGAGGGCCUGGUACAAUGAAAACGACUUCGCCAUUUUCACAUCGGACGGUGUGAAGAGCCUGCCACUACCACCACAGGUCUCUACAUCAAGGAAGGUGAAAGACUUACAGACUCUUUCUGCAACCAAAGACAAGGAUUUCACUACCAGCCAGACCAUGAUCGCAGUUUCCUGGAACAACGUCUUCCCUGAUCCAUUUGAAGAAAUAAACAAUUAUCAGGUUGCUUUGGGAACAUCUCCAGGAGCUUGUGACGUCGUUACAUGGGGAGUUGUAAGGACAACCCCUGACGUCACCAGGGCGUCCCUGGAAAACCUGUCCCUCCAGACGGGCGCGACGUACUACAGUAGCGUCAGGGUAACCAACCACGCAUGGCUGCACGCCACUGUUACAUCAGACGGGAUUAAGGUAGACACCAUCGCCCCCGCGGCUGGCACAGUGUAUGACGGGUUUGGUCUCCAUGAUGCUGACUAUCAGAACGACAGUCUCACCGUGUGGGCCACGUGGCACGGCUUCUCAGACCUGGAGUCCUACAUACGCCAUUACAUCUGGUGUGUGGGGUCAUCUCCUGGAGCGGAGGACAUUCUUCCAUGUAGGGACGUCGGUGUUGCGCUUUCUGCUUCUGAGAAACUCGAUCAGUCUUUAAUAUCAGGUACAAAGUACUACUCGACUAUCACAGCGGUAGAUGCUGCCGGUCUGAGGUCAUCACCAGUAUCCUCCAAUGGUAUCACUGUAGACUCUACUCCACCUGUUGCUGUCGAAAUGUUAGGUUUUGGUCCUAAUCUAGUCAACGACCCUUCAUUUGAACAAUCCAUUUCUUCACUCGGACCCUCAUCAGCGUGGAAUGUAACAGGCACUGUCCAAGCCUUACAUUCCUCAGGGUUUGCUGCCAAAGAUGAACAAACAUGGAUCCAUCUGCAGGGCAGCAUAUUACAAAAGGUUCAGACGCAAAGUGGCGAAAAGUAUCAGCUUACGUUCCACGCAAGACACGUCGACCAAACGGGCCUGGCUCUUCAGUCGCAAGAAGGGAAAGUAACAGCACCAGAUCUGCACAAGACUUUCAAGUUAUACCAACGUUUCGGUACGUUCGACCACAGCGAUCUAACCGAUGGAACAGUUGCUAACUGGCAUCAACACAUCUACUACUUCACAGCAACCAGUUCUGAAUCAGAAAUAUUGUUUAGCUCAGUUGGAAGAUCAGGACUGGGUCUCGAUCAAAUCAGCGCUCGCCUUGUGAAUACAACUGCACGGGAAGCAACAGGCACUGGGAGCACACUUGGGCUGGUUCACGUUCACACGAGCACCGCGGCAGACUGGCACAUUGUACAGGCAAGCUGGGAUCUCGAAGAUCUGGAAAGUUCAAUCGUCAAGUACGAGUGGGCUAUUGGGACAGUACAAGGAGGAACCCAGCUUCAAAGCUUUACAUCGGUGGCGCGCAGAACGUCUGCUCGAAACGAGGAUCUCCGACUUCAACAUGGAAGUACCAUUCACGUGACCGUGGUGGCCACUAACGCUGCGGAGCUGAAGACUGUGGUGCAUUCCGAUCCUAUCAUGGUCGAUCUGACUCCUCCAGUUAUUAGUAAGAUAAAGGAUGGGUUUGAAGGAGACGACGUAGACUACCAGAGCAACCUGACUCUUACCGCUAGCUGGGAGGUUAAGGAUGAGGAGACUGGUGUGAGGCUGUGUGAGUGGGCCCAAGGUCUAAGUCCAGGUUCGACAGAGAUCUCACAUUUCCAGCCAACGGACAGCCUGUCAUCCUCAUCAAAGAACCUGACAGGGCAGAUACAGCACGGUCAGACAGUCUAUACCACCGUGCGGUGUUACAACCACGCUGGGCUGGAGGCUCAAGCCGUGACGGACGGGGUAACCCUGGUCACCAACCCGCCUGACAGCACGGCGGCUAGGCUCCGUGUGGCGCCCCUGUCUUUCACAGUGUUUCAUGUCGAGGAGAGGUACCAGAAUGUGGGGGAAGAGCUUCGCUUCUUCUGGGAAGGAUUUAGAGAUGAAGCUGGGAUAGACCACUAUGAGUUUUCCAUUGAUGGGUCAGACAAUUACACACAUAUCUGGCUAUCGGCUGGUGUUCGCGGAGAGACUUCAGCCACACUGACAGGUCUGGGGCUGAAGUCACACCACACGUACACGGUCUACUGCAGGGCAGUCAACAAGGGUGGGCUGGUCAGCGAUGCUGUCUGGACAAAUGUGACCGUAGAGACGGACCGGCCACUGGUUAACGGUUCAACAGUUGUUAGCCAAUGGCAGCCACCUGACAUACUGCAUCUAGACUGGACGGGCAAUUUCAUCAGCCAAUCAGCACUUGUCUACGAGGUUUCCUUGGGAACCGUGAAGGGAGGAAGUGACGUCAUGCAAUGGGUGGAGACGACGGAAACGGCUAUGAACAUUACAGGGGUGGACCAUAGCAGAGCUCAUUACGUCAUAAUUACAGCUGUUAAUAGAGCUGGUCUUUACGUAUCACAAGUUCACGAAUUGUCGAUUUGAAAUAAUGUUUUGUAAAACCCAAGCGUAAGGUCCAAAGGGUCAGAAAAUGUUUGAUAAUGGCCUUUAAAAUAUGUGGGCCUACUGACGAUUUGUAUCAAUGAAUUUUCAAAGGAAAAUCGUGACGUUGUUGGUAGAGAUAGUUAAAACUGUGUUUUUAUAUAAUUGUUUUCAGAUAUACAUACCAUGUUUUAUUGCUCUGUAUUGAGAUGGAGUUAUAUUACAUUGUAUUAUGAUCUACGAACUGGAAAUCAGAUAAGCUGUCGGUCCAGACAGCAUUUGUCCAACUGUGUCAAAUUCCGACGAAAUCGAAAUGCGUUGCAUUGCCACCAACCCCACUGUAGCAUUGUUUGGAAAUGGCUCAGUGAGGAACUUAUGCUUCACUGUUGUCAUAAUGUGUGACAAAAUGUUGUUUAGUGAUACAUGUAUAACAGUUACGUGUUUUGUUGUGCUGUUAACUCUUCC